This is a messenger RNA of Cylicocyclus nassatus, 981 nucleotides long. NCBI's taxonomy places the organism in Eukaryota, Metazoa, Nematoda, Chromadorea, Rhabditida, Strongylidae. The record is from the annotation of a GenBank genome assembly.
AUGACGUGUCGCAGUACUCGUCUAUUUGAUUUUCAGAACUUUACCACGCCAACAUUGCGCAAUCAACUAUAUUUUCGAGGUGCGAAAGCUCAUCUAAAGAUGACAAUCAGUGUUGAUAUCAUUGGUGGGACGAAAAACUUAAACGACGGAAAUCGAAUUCCUAUGAUUGGGCUGGGAACUGCGAGAAACGUUAAUCAGGAAAGCAUCGACAUUUCUGUCAAAGUUGCGCUUGAAGCUGGGUACCGUUUAUUUGAUACAGCUGAACAAUACGCAAACGAGACAGAGCUUGGGAAUGCUUUGGAGAAGAACUUGCCAAAAACUGGGCUCAGACGAGAACAAAUAUUCAUUACCACCAAAGUACAAACUAAAGACAAAGAUGCAUCAAACUGGGCAGAACAAAGUGUCAAAGAGUCACUCAGAAAACUGAAAACAAACUACCUCGAUAUGGUACUUGUGCAUUAUCCUCGAGAUAGAUAUACCGGAAAAGAUGAAGCUUUUGAACUCAAUAAGAAAGGAAGGAAAGAAGUAUGGCAGAAGCUAGAAGAAUUGAAAGGAGUCUCAAAUUAUGAAGUUUAUCAUCUAGUGGAACUAUUGCAAUAUGCGAAGCAUCGUCCUGUAAUGGAUCAAUAUGAGUUUCAUCCGUACUUUACAAGGCCAACUCUGACCAAGUUCUGCGAAAGAAAUGGGAUAUUUGUGCAGGCGUUUUCCUCGCUUAUGUUCGGAAACAAGGAAAUACAACAAGAAGAGACUAUCAAACAUUUGUGCAAAAAAUAUGCAGUCAGUCCCCAGAUAAUUCUUUACGCAUUUGGAGUAAAUUCUGGAGUUGGAAUCAUUCCAAAGUCGGCAACCCCAACGAGGAUAUUCGAGAACCUACAUAAAGUAGCAGCGAUCACCUUUUCGGAAAGCGAAGUAAAAACCUUGAAUAAUCUCGAUCGAAACGCUGCCUUUUGCCCAGGGUGCUUUCCAUGGAGAUGCCUCUGA